AUGACGACGACGUACACCCGCGCGGAGGUGGCGAAGCACGCGUCCGCCGAUGACAACUGGAUCAUAAUCGACGAUACGGUCUACGACGUCUCGAAGUUCGCGCGCUUCCAUCCCGGCGGGCGCGCCUUCAUCGACGGCGUCGCCGGCCAGGAUGCGACGAAGCAGUUCUACUCCUUUCACCGUCAGGACGUCCUCCGCUCGAUGGCGGCCAAGUACGCGAUAGGCACGAUUGCGGAUCCGCCCACCGGGAAAAAGGCGGUGGUCAAGCUCGCGCCCGGCGAGCUCUCCACCGUGCCUUACGCGGAGCCGUCCGCGUUUCAGGGCGUGCCCUCGCCCUACUAUGACGACUCGCAUCGGAGAUUCCGACGCGACCUGCGGGCGUUCUUCGACACCGAGGUCAUGCCCGACGCGGUCGCGAACGACGCGAGGGGCGUUCACCCAUCGAAGGAGCUGUGGCGCAAGCUCGGCAUGCGCGGCGUGCUCGCAUGCCGCGUCCAGAGCGGCCCGUGGCUCAAGGACGUCGUCGAGAACUGCGGCGUCCAACUCCCCGGCGGCAUCACGCCCGAGCAGUUCGAUCCCUUCCACGAGCUCAUCGCGCACGAGGAGUCGUCGGGGCGGCUCGGCGUACCGGGCUACGCCGACGGCAUGGGCGCCGGGCUCGUCAUCGGCCUACCCCCGGUGCUCCAGUUCGGCGAACCCGCCCUGGCGCGCAGGGUCGGCCGAGAGGUUCUCACGGGGGAGAAGCAGAUCUGUCUGGCGAUCAGCGGACCCGAAGCGGGUUCCGACGUCGCCGCCGUCGCGUGCGUCGCGAAACUGUCCGACUGUCGCACGCACUACCUGGUCAGCGGCGUCAAGAAGUGGAUCACCAACGGCGUCUUCUCCGACUACUUCGUCACCGCCGUGGUGACCAAACCGGGGGGGCGCAAACCCGAGCUCAGUUUGAUGCUCAUCGAACGCGGCGAAGGCGUGGACACGAAACCCAUCAAGACGUCGUAUUCGCCGGCGGCUGGCACCGCGUACGUGACGUUUGAAAACGCGAAAGUACCGACGGGGAACGUGCUCGGAAAGAUCGGCGAGGGGUUCAAGCUGAUCAUGCACAACUUCAACCACGAGCGCUGGUACAUCGUGGCUGGCGCCAACAGAGCCAGCCGGCUCGUGGUGGAGGAGUGCCUGAAGUGGUCUGUACAGCGCGAGGUGUUUGGCGCUCGCUUAAUCGAUCAGCCGGUGAUUCGGGCCAAGCUGGCGAGGCUGGCGAGCCAGGUGGAGGGGGUGCAGGCGUGGCUGGAGUCCGUGACGUUCGCCAUGAAGCACACGACGCACGAGGAGCAGGCGGCGAUGCUCGCCGGGCCCAUCGCGCUGCUGAAGCACUUCUGCACGCGAGUCGCCAACGACGUCAGCGACGAGGCGUGCCAGAUCUUCGGAGGCCGCGCCAUCACGCGUACGGGGAUGGGGCAGGUGGUGGAGCGGUUCCAACGGAGCGCCAAGUUCGCCGCGAUCCUGGGUGGAUCCGAGGAGGUCAUGGCGGAUCUGGGAGUGCGGCAGGCGAUGCGGGCCAUGCCCAACGCCAAGCUGUGAGCAGAGUGUUACGAAGACGUCCGAAGGUAACUCUUGAUCUACUACGUGUUGGUUAC
This is a messenger RNA of Micromonas commoda, 1631 nucleotides long. RefSeq names its product cytochrome b5-like Heme/Steroid binding fusion with acyl-coa dehydrogenase. Lineage: Eukaryota; Viridiplantae; Chlorophyta; Mamiellophyceae; Mamiellales; Mamiellaceae. The transcript has a single exon. The coding region runs from base 1 to 1575 and encodes 524 amino acids. Gene Ontology annotation, molecular function: flavin adenine dinucleotide binding; oxidoreductase activity, acting on the CH-CH group of donors. The record is from RefSeq and is a predicted model, not a curated record.